Messenger RNA from Phascolarctos cinereus (koala), 249 nucleotides. Its product is annotated as keratin-associated protein 19-5-like. The record is from RefSeq and is a predicted model, not a curated record. NCBI's taxonomy places the organism in Eukaryota, Metazoa, Chordata, Mammalia, Diprotodontia, Phascolarctidae.
AUGAGUUAUUAUGGCAGCUACUAUGGGGGCCUGGGCUAUGGCUAUGGCUCUGGUUAUGGCUGUGGAUGUGGCAACUUCCGUGGCCUAGGCUACGGCUUUGGUGGCUAUGGCUAUGGAGGCCUAGGCUAUGGUGGCUAUGGCUAUGGCUGCCGCCCAUUUUGCUAUGGAAGCCUAGGUUAUGGUAGCUAUGGAUAUGGCUACUGCCAGCCAUCUUACUGUGGAAGGUUUUAUUCCUACGACUUCUCCUAA